This is a messenger RNA of Pseudo-nitzschia multistriata, 1723 nucleotides long. The record is from the annotation of a GenBank genome assembly. Lineage: Eukaryota; Bacillariophyta; Bacillariophyceae; Bacillariales; Bacillariaceae.
AUUGAAUGUAUUAAUCGUACUAAUACGUAUGUAGCUGUACUUCAUGUUGCUGCGGAAAAAAUUUCAUGAUAUAUGGUACGUACGUACGUGAUUACUGUCAUUACUGUAACACAGUAUCGUUUGGCAUGUCCCAAACUGGAAGAAAAAAAUAGUUCUACGGUUGUACUUUUUAUUGAAUAGCUCUAACUAUUGCCCUUAAAAAUAAGUAGCGUGUUGUCAUCGGAAGAUAAAACAUCGACAGGAUCGCCAGAAAUACGACAAUUUGACAUGUCGAUGAUGACGUUCUUGUUUUUUAGAACACUUCUUUGUUUUUGAUUCUCACUCCAAUAAUUAUAUCUCUUGUUUUUCGAGAAAGAACUUUCUGUUCGAACUUGGAACGGUCGUUCGUAAUUGAUGGGUUUCGGUCGUGUAAAAUAUUUUCCACUUGUCGCAUCGCUCUUCAUACCGAAACGAAUUACGUAUUGGUUACAGCGCAUUCUCCUUUCUGUCUUGAUUUCUCGCCUAUUUCUAAUCCACUUAGUGGCAGUAACUCUUCACAGCAGUUCCCGAAUAGUUUUCUAACUCAAUAGACAAUCGAAAUAGAACAAAAACGAACGAAAUUUCUAAUUUCUAAUUUGACCAUGGGAGAAUCAAAAUCAAAGAAAACAGUGACCCCGGAAGGGGCAGAUCUGAGUGAAGCGAUUAGUUUUGUUUUGAAAGACGUGAGUUGAAUUGAAUGCGGGCAAUCGAAUUCAACAUCAGAUGUCAAUAUUGAGUACCCCGUUGUUCUACAAUCUCUCCUAACCCUUUUCUUUGAUGACCGUUCAAUUUCUUCCGUCGCAAAUUGCGGUUUCUUUUCUGCUCUCCGUUCAAUGAAUUGAUUAGUAUAACAACGGCCCAGUGGACGCCGCAGCGGUCACCAAGAUGCUGAAAGCCGAGCAYCCCACAUGGAAACUAACGGAUCGCCGCGUCAACAAGUUUCUAAAGCAGCACAACACGAAGAACCCGGCCGAAGCCGACGACGACGAAGCCACCGCGGAGGAUGGCGCCGACGAUGUUCCGGCAAAAACCUCCCCCAAGAAGUACCUGUCGCCARGAAAGUCCUUAAAGCGGUUCUUUUCUUCCAAGAACAAAAAGAAGGACACAGUCGACGAUCUCGACACGGCUUCCGUUCCGUCAGAGCCCGAGAAAGAGCCGUUCGUCGCCGAGGAGAUCCCUCCCAUCGAGAAGGAAGAAGACCUCGACUCCGCCGAAGAAACAGCAGAGGAAGAAGAGCCAUCGCCAGAACCGGUUGUUUCGAUUGAGGAAGAGGGAAMAGUCGACAAAGAAAUCGCAUACGAAGUUGAUAACGAGAAGGUAGACAGUAGCUACGAUUGCUUUAAUCCAUGCUCGAUAAUGUGAGAGGUGUUGAUUGUCGAWGGUGCGCUGCAAAACAAAACAUUCUUCUCGGUCGACGCUUCUUCAAUAUGAUUUGUCUAUCUCUACCUUUCAGUCAGUGACUAGAACARAUAAAAUCUUUGAGAGGAAGCAAAGGGGCGAAAUUGAACGACUUCUGCAGCAAUGUUGGAUUGAAAAUUCUAKUUUAGGGAAAUGGGAGGGAAGGAAAAAACAAUGAUAAAUUUGUGUACUGUGCACACCAUGGCUCGUGCAACACACCUUUUGUAUUUUACUGUACCCUACUGUACGGGCGUGACGCAGAGAAAGCAAAGAAURUAUGUAAAAACAAUAAUACUGUUAAUAUGUG